Punica granatum (pomegranate) is the source of this 1639-nucleotide messenger RNA. The record is from RefSeq and is a predicted model, not a curated record. Lineage: Eukaryota; Viridiplantae; Streptophyta; Magnoliopsida; Myrtales; Lythraceae.
UAACUCUACUUGGAGAGAUUGGAUGCCCAUUUUCCUAAUUUUCAUAAAUACUUAAAUAAAAUCCAUUCCCAAAUGUCGUCUUGACCAACUUGAUGCCAUGGAGCUGCUCGAUGUGACUCGCAAUUAAGGAGUAUGGAGUCGACAGCCGCCCUUCUCUUGCUCCUCUCCUCCUAUGCCUUUCUCCUCGCAGCCGCACCGCCACCUCCACGACCCUCAGCCCCACCUAUACUUCCCAAGGAGUCCCUUCCCACUAAGUCCGGCUACCUCACCGUGAAUGCCUCCACCGGGUCCGCCAUCUUCUAUGCCUUCUACGAGGCCCAGCAGCAUUCCUCGCCGCCCUCUCAGACCCCGCUCCUCAUCUGGCUCCAGGGCGGUCCUGGCUGCUCCUCCAUGAUCGGCAACUUCUAUGAGCUUGGCCCCUGGCGCGUCACUGCCAGCUCUCUUGCUGGUCACGACAUGGAACAUCUCUCGCUCGAGCCCAACCCGGGCUCAUGGAAUCGAAUCUUUGGCUUGCUCUUCCUCGAUAACCCGAUAGGAGUCGGGUUCAGCUUCGCUGCCACCACUGAAGAGAUCCCCCGAGAUCAGCAUUCAGUGGCGGAGCACCUCUUCACAGCGAUAACCGGAUUCCUCAAGCUCGACGCGGAAUACCAAUCCCGCCCAAUUUACAUUACAGGUGAGAGCUAUGCGGGCAAGUAUGUUCCUGCCAUUGGAUACUACAUCCUGAAGAAGAACUGGAAGCUGCCCGUUUCUCAGAAAGUCCAUUUGAGUGGCGUCGCAAUUGGAAACGGUUUGACGGACCCAGUGACUCAGGUGACUACUCAAGCCCUGAACGCUUACUAUUCCGGACUGAUCAACGAAAAGCAGAAGGGCGAGCUCGAGGAGGCGCAAUCAGAGGCACUGAGGCUGAUUCGAAUGGCCAAUUGGAGCGAAGCGGCCGAUGCCAGGAGCCACAUUUGGAGGCUGCUUGAGAACAUGACGGGGCUCGCUACGCUAUACGACUUCACAAAAAAGGUGCCCUACAGGACCGAAUGGGUGGCGAGGCUCCUGCAGUCGAAGGAAGUGAAGGCGGCACUUGGGGCAAGGGCAUCGAUCGAGUUCAAGGAGUGCAGCGACCUAGUGGGGUCCGUGCUGCAUGCGGACGUGAUGAAGACCGUGAAGCCAAUGGUCGAGUACAUGGUGGGGAGUGGGCUGCGGGUGCUGCUGUACCAGGGGCACUCGGACCUGAUGGACGGGGUCUACUCGACUGAGGCGUGGGUGAGGACAAUGAAGUGGGACGGGAUCGAGAGGUUCAUGUCGGCGGACCGGAAGGUGUGGAGGGUGAAGGGGGAGCUGGCUGGGUUCGUGCAGAAAUGGGGCAGCCUGAGCCAUGCGGUGGUGAUGGGGGCAGGGCAUCUGGUCCCGACCGAUCAGCCUCUCAACUCCCAGGCCAUGAUUGAGGAUUGGGUAUUGGAGAAGGGGCUGUUUGGGACAAGAGGAGAGUUUUGAAACAAAGGAGUAAGGACCAAUUUGAGAAUUUCUUGGUUUUGAUCCAAUGAGUUUCUUGAUUGUUGUUGUGAUGAAGUAGCUCUCUUGUAUGAAUUCUCACGAUGUGUGGAAAAUAAAAACUAGAAUAAAAUUCCAUUUCUUACUCGAUUCAUCA